Molecule: messenger RNA, 1026 nt
Organism: Spea bombifrons (plains spadefoot toad)
Lineage: Eukaryota; Metazoa; Chordata; Amphibia; Anura; Pelobatidae
Product: syntaxin-1B-like
Exons: 2
Coding region: 136-1026 (296 amino acids)
Biological process (GO): exocytosis; intracellular protein transport; synaptic vesicle fusion to presynaptic active zone membrane
Cellular component (GO): synaptic vesicle; endomembrane system; plasma membrane
Molecular function (GO): SNAP receptor activity; SNARE binding
Source: RefSeq, a predicted model, not a curated record
CUCCCCGGCAGCCUCCCCGGCAGAUCUGUGCGGCUGAGGACAGGCAGCCUCGAAGCUCACACUUCAUGCAGAAGGUGCGCAGGGAACAUCUCCAAGACCCAGCAGAAAAUAUGUUCCAGGCAGCCUCGCGUGAAGAUGAAGGACAGGCUUGAAGAGUUGAAGUACAGAGUCCGGGAAGACGACUCCUCGGAAUUCGACGAGAGCUUGGCGUUUGACAAUCCCGUCUACCACGAGGCGGAGGACAACGAGAUGAACGUAUUCUUCAAGGAAGUCUCCGGUCUCUCGUCGUCCGUGAAGAAGCUGAGACAACUGUCCGACUCCAUCGAGAAGAAGCAGGAGGAGGUCCUGUGCAGCACCACGGAAACGGACAUUUACGAAGGGAAGAAGGAGUUGAGCAGGAUUAAAAAUCUCUUGACUUCAGACGCUAAAGUUAUCCAGUCUCACCUCAACAGAAUGAAAGGUGCCUUGGGUCAAAGCGACAAAAGCUGGAAGGCCGAGCACCGCAUUCGUCAAAGCCAGUUCACCGUCUUGUCCAACCGAUACCGGGAGGUCAUGACCCAACAUUACAUCAAGGAGACGAAGUAUGUGGGGAAACUGAAGGAGCAGAUCAUGAGGCAGGCAGAGCUGGCCGGUUUGAACCUUCCAGAGGAGGAGAUCAAUCAGCUGAUAGGGAGUCCGGUGGCUCCGCAGAUUGUCGGACACGAUUUGGAAAUCCUCAAAGCCAAGCACCAUCUGGCCAUGGCGCAGGAGAGACACAAACAGCUUCUGGAUCUGGAGGCUCAGAUCACCGAACUCCACUCGCUUUUUCUCCAGAUGGACAUGUUGGUCUCGGAGCAGCAGGAGAUUGUCAAUAGCAUUGAGUACAACGUGUUGAACACCAUGGACUACAUCUCGCAAUCCAACGAACAAGUAAAGAAAGCGCUGAAAUACGAGAGACAGUCCCGCGUCGCUGCUCUUUUCUCGGCGCUUUUGGGUCUAUGUGCUUGCUGUACUUUCCUUUGCUGUGCGUCCAGAACCGUAAGAUAA